Pelmatolapia mariae (spotted tilapia) is the source of this 862-nucleotide messenger RNA. Its product is annotated as F-box only protein 44-like. Bases 151 to 681 code for a protein of 176 amino acids. Gene Ontology annotation, biological process: SCF-dependent proteasomal ubiquitin-dependent protein catabolic process; glycoprotein catabolic process. Gene Ontology annotation, cellular component: SCF ubiquitin ligase complex; cytoplasm. Gene Ontology annotation, molecular function: ubiquitin protein ligase activity. The transcript has 6 exons. NCBI's taxonomy places the organism in Eukaryota, Metazoa, Chordata, Actinopteri, Cichliformes, Cichlidae. The record is from RefSeq and is a predicted model, not a curated record.
GGGCUCUGGGAUGACACGUGAAAUUUACUGGAAACGACGUCAGCUGACUUCCUGAAAUCUAGGCGUCUGUUUCACUUCAGUUUUCCUUUACUUUAAGCUCUUUCGGCAGAGGACCGAGCAUUUUAAUGGACUGCACUGGUUGUCGAAGACAUGAGGAGCACUAUGGAUGAAAGCAGCAUCUCCGACCCGGACCAAAGUCCGCCUAAGAAGUCUUCAGCAGCUGCAACAGCGUCAGCCUCAUCUCUCAAUGCAGAUAAAAGAAAUCUCCUCAAGAAUCCAAAUGGAGAAGAAGGACUGAAUGGCUGGAAGAUCUUGAGAAAUGGUGGUGAUCAGUGGGUUGCUGGGGGAAUUAGGAGACCACAUCCAGAUGAAGCAGUCAAAACAAACUUUGCAACCUCUUUUGAAAUGUGCACAAAGUCACAGCUGAUUGAGUUGGAGAAGGAGGGUUACAGUCCAUCUCUUAUGGAUUACGCCCAACCAGACAUCAAGAUAUCUGAUUGGUUUCUUGCACGUUCGGACUGUGGCAGCAGAUAUGAUAUCUGGGUAGAGCUGCUGAAUGAAAAGAAGGAGCUUGUUCAGAUCUUUUCACCCGAGACUGUUUACUGUAGAGAAGGAUGUGAAGAAUGGAACCAGAUUACCCAUGUAUUCCAUAAAUAUGGCCCUGGAGUGAGAUACAUUUGAUUUACCCAUGGAGGGAAGGAUUGCAAGUGGUGGAAAGGACAUUUUGGAAUUCAUAUUACUGGCAGCAGUGUUGAAGUACUUCCAACACUAGAGGCAUAGACCGUUGGGAUGUCCCACAUUAGGUGGGAAAUUUUGAUUGGCUUUACGUUGCAGAAAUUCACAAGAAUCUCCAACAUAUACA